CUCCGUUAGGGUGAGGUGGGCAUCAGUGCCUGUGUGACGUUUGAGGCGGUGACGGGGGAGAGUGUGAACUCUCACAUUGAUCUGGAGAACCACGGCAGCACAGCCAUCUACUACAACUGGCAGAAGAUCCCACACACACACAGCUUCAUGGAGGCCCGCGCCGCACACACACACACACAGAGCUUCUACUUCAACACCACGAUGGGUGUGAUCCUGCCAGGGGAGCGGCAGCGUGUGUUGUUCACCUUUAAGAGUGCGCGUGCGGGCAUCCUGGGCGAGGUGUGGCGUCUCAACACACACCCCGUCCUGCUGGGCGGGGCCACCCUGCAGCUCACACUCCGCGGAGUGGCGCUGUACCAGGACACCACGGCACCACAGAGACACGCCCUGCAGAUGGAGAUCCAGCAUAAAGAGGCUGUGUCAGUGUGUGUGUCUCUGGUCUCUGAUCUCUUACGUGGGAUUCGCACUCCAGAGAGACCCAGCUCUCCUGCCCAGCUCUACAGAACAGAGGAGGACCACUUCCUCAGCAUUAACCCAAAGCUCCAUUACCACUGUGAGACCAUUGAAGCCCUGAAGAAUCUGUGGAAGGAAGCGACCUCCUCUGUGCAUUGUGAUGUCAUAGACCCACCAGCCACUGAGCAGCAGGAGUGGGAUCUCUCUGUCCCCACCCUCAGACAGGCGGUGUUGGCUCUGCCCAAACUAGACUCGGCGGUGGAGGUGGAGGUGGAGGCGGAGGGCCUCCGCAGGGGGGGGGCUCUGGAUCAGCUCAACGCCCUGCUGCUGAUGCUCCAGUCCCCCCCUGAGCCUCCUCCAUCCCUGACACGAGCCACCAUUGGGCUGCAGCUGUGGAGGGAGCUGGCGGACGGGUUGGUGCUGGAGGCCACGGGCCUGAGGCAGACUCUGGGGAUGCCGGAGGUGAGGACCUGGUUGGAGAUCCUGCCGGAACCGCAGGAGGAGUCCAAAUUACACUGA
This is a messenger RNA of Clupea harengus (Atlantic herring), 972 nucleotides long. RefSeq names its product MYCBP-associated protein-like. The transcript is spliced from 7 exons. The record is from RefSeq and is a predicted model, not a curated record. Lineage: Eukaryota; Metazoa; Chordata; Actinopteri; Clupeiformes; Clupeidae. The coding region runs from base 148 to 972 and encodes 274 amino acids.